CGUAUCGGGUUGCCACGCGGGUUCGAACCAUGACCGAGAGCGGCCGGAUACCUCAGGCGCGGGCGCUCUUGCAGCAGUGCCUGCACGCCAGGCUGCAAGUACGCCCGGCCGAGGAAGACGCCGAGAGCCAGUGGGUGGAGGUUCAGAGAGGAUUAGUAAUCUACGUGUGUUUUUUCAAAGGAGCUAAUAAAGAACUUCUUCCCAAAAUGGUUAAUACACUGUUAAAUGUGAAGUUAAGUGAAACAGAAAAUGGCAAGCAUGUGUCUAUAUUGGAUCUACCUGGCAAUGUUCUGAUCAUCCCUCAAGCCACCCUGGGAGGGAGAGUAAAAGGAAGAAACAUGCAGUAUCACUCUAACUCUGGAAAAGAAGAAGGCUUAGAACUUUAUUCCCAAUUUGUGACUCUGUGUGAGAAAGAACUGGCUGCCAACAGCAAGUGUGCUGAAGCUGGGGUUGUGGUGGAACAUGGUACUUACGGGAACAGGCAGGUGUUACAGCUGGAUACCAACGGACCAUACACACACCUAAUUGAGUUUUGAAAAAUUAAAAGUUAGUUUCUGCAGUUGUUUUCUGGUAUAAAAUGAUCUCAACUAUAAUUAGAUUUUCUUCCUCUUCUUGAAUACACUAAUCUGUAGCAUUUUUAGACAAGAAAAUUUGGGUGCCAUCCAUACCCCUGAAACCUGUUAAUUGAUGACCUUGCCCUGCCAGUCACCAAACUCUGAAUCUCAGCCCUACCUUUUGUCCUACUUUCCCAUACACUUCCACUUGAAAACUUGAAAAGUGCUUUCUAUUCACUUUAUAGUCAUUGUGGAAAUGCUCUUAGAGAGCUGUAUUUAAGUAUUUCUGCAUGAAGAAUUUUGUUCAAUCAAGAAAAAUAUACCCUUGUAUUCUUAUAUAUCCUUGAUAUACCCUUAUAUUCUUAUAUCCUCAAAUGUAUAAAGUAUGAAAUAAAAAUAACUGUAUUAAAAUUAGGUAAAAUCCCACACAAACCAAUUGCAGUUUUACUACUUUAGUUUUCCAAAUUCUGAGUGAAAACAAUAUGCUAUUUACUGUUCCUUUUAAUAAUAUCUGUGAAAAUGUAAUCUAGAAAUGUUAUUGUGCAUUAUAUUACAUCCAGGGCAUCCAAGUGCUUUAAAUCAUUUUAAGAAUCUUUAAUUGAGGGGCACUUGGGUGGCUCAUUUGGUUAAGCAUCUGCCUUCAGCUCGGGUCAUGAUCUCAGAG
Molecule: messenger RNA, 1218 nt
Organism: Mustela erminea (ermine)
Lineage: Eukaryota; Metazoa; Chordata; Mammalia; Carnivora; Mustelidae
Gene: DTD2
Product: D-aminoacyl-tRNA deacylase 2
Exons: 3
Coding region: 30-536 (168 amino acids)
Biological process (GO): tRNA metabolic process
Cellular component (GO): cytoplasm
Molecular function (GO): D-tyrosyl-tRNA(Tyr) deacylase activity
Source: RefSeq, a predicted model, not a curated record